CAACUUCAUAUGAUUCAUGCCACAUAAACACACACACAAAUAACACAAUAGUACUACAACAUUGAGUUUUGUUGUUGUUGUUAUCUUUCCUUCAAUAUUUUCUCAAUUUCCACCUUCAAUGGAGAUACUUCGUUUACUAUGUGUUAUUAUUACUAGUAUGUUGUUAUUCUAUAGUCAAUCAAUCAAUGUGGAAGGAAGACAUCACAUUUCCAAGAAACAAAAGAGCAAAAGUGUUAGUAAUGCUCCUAGUCCUGUUGAUGUUCAUGUUAACGAACCAUCACCACCACUAUCACCAGCUUCUUCUCCUAGUAAUGUUAUUCCGUCGGACCCGAGUUACGGAGGCGGGCCUGCUCUGAAUUCUGACGAUAAUUGCAUUUUCGACGUGAUGGAGUAUGGAGCCAUCGGGGACGGCUCCACGGACGACACAGAUGCGUUCGUCGCGGUGAAAUGCGCGUGUCAAGUCGAAUCCGCUGUGGUUUUGGUUCCCGCGGACCGUACUUUCAUGAUCACUUCCACUAUUUUCUCUGGCCCUUGUAAGCCUGGACUCGAAUUUCGAGUAAAUGGGGUGCUAAUGCCACCAGAAGGACCGGAAUGUUGGCCUAAAGAAGAUAGUAACAAGCAAUGGCUUGUGUUUUACAGACUUGAUAAUAUGACUUUUACUGGUACUGGUACUAUUGAAGGUAAUGGUGAAAAAUGGUGGGAACUGCCCUGCAAACCUCACCGGGGACCUAAUGGCUCAACUUUACAUGGACCAUGUGACAGCCCUACUAUGAUAAGGUUUUUCAUGAGCUCGAAUUUGGUGGUGAGAGGUUUAAGAAUACAAAACAGUCCAAUGUUCCACAUGAAAUUUGAUGGGUGUGAAGGAGUAUUGAUAGACCAAUUGUCAAUUUCUUCACCUAAGCUUAGCCCAAACACUGAUGGAAUUCACAUUGAGAACACCAACUCUGUUGGAAUCUACAACUCCGUCAUAGCCAAUGGCGAUGAUUGCAUAUCAAUAGGACCUGGUAGUUCAAAUGUUGAGAUUGAAGCAGUCACAUGUGGGCCUAGUCACGGGAUCAGUAUUGGGAGCCUAGGAGUGCACCAUAGCCAGGCAUGUGUGUCAAACAUAACGGUCCGUAACGCCAUUAUACGAGACUCAGACAACGGAGUUCGGAUCAAGACAUGGCAAGGCGGGUCCGGAUCAGUAACAGGAUUUUUAUUCGACACAAUUCAGAUGGAAAACGUGCGAAACUGCAUAAUCAUAGAUCAAUACUACUGCAUGACAAAGGAGUGUCGGAAUGAGACGUCGGCCGUAUACGUGCGCGACAUCUCGUACAGGAACAUCAAGGGCACCUACGACGUGAGGAGCGCUCCUAUCCACUUUGCCUGUAGCGACACAAUCGCCUGCACCAAUAUUACAAUGUCCGAAGUUGAACUUCUCCCACAUGAAGGUGAGCUCGUGGAUGAUCCGUUCUGUUGGAACGCUUAUGGAACUCAACAGACGUUAACGAUACCUCCGAUUGAUUGCUUGCAAGAUGGAAUGCCACAGACAGUUGGAGAGGCUGUUGAAUAUACCUGCAGUACCUGAUGAUCGAUCAAUCGUUAGGAGUUCAGAAAUGUUAGUUAUAGCUGUAUUUUGUAUGUAAACUAUUUUUGUAGGUCAGUUUCAUAUAAAGUUUACUUACUGGCUAGGCUGGUUUCCAUCCCUAUUGGGGAUACUAUUUUGUACUAGCAGAUAUGGUCUAUUUUAAUGACCUAUCGUCUGUACUAGAUAGUGAAAUGUUUACCAAUAAAAUGAUUAGUUUAAAGAGGUUCUCUA
Lycium ferocissimum is the source of this 1798-nucleotide messenger RNA. RefSeq names its product polygalacturonase At1g48100-like. Gene Ontology annotation, molecular function: polygalacturonase activity. Gene Ontology annotation, biological process: carbohydrate metabolic process. The record is from RefSeq and is a predicted model, not a curated record. Lineage: Eukaryota; Viridiplantae; Streptophyta; Magnoliopsida; Solanales; Solanaceae.